Rhincodon typus (whale shark) is the source of this 2067-nucleotide messenger RNA. RefSeq names its product peptidyl-prolyl cis-trans isomerase FKBP8-like. NCBI's taxonomy places the organism in Eukaryota, Metazoa, Chordata, Chondrichthyes, Orectolobiformes, Rhincodontidae. Gene Ontology annotation, molecular function: protein binding; peptidyl-prolyl cis-trans isomerase activity. The record is from RefSeq and is a predicted model, not a curated record. Bases 1 to 972 code for a protein of 323 amino acids. The transcript is spliced from 9 exons.
AUGGACACAACACAAGAUGCUACUGGUGAUGUAGCAUAUAAUUCAAAAGACUGGAUUGAUGUGCUAGGGAAUGGGCUGUUGAAGAAGAAAAUUCUAAAAUAUGGCAACGUUAAACUUGAAAGACCUGGAAAGGGACAGAAUGUGAAAAUCUGGGUGAAGAUAAUGCAUGAAAAUGGAGACGUCAUACUGGGCCGCCAAAGGCUGUCAUUCACCAUAAAUGGAACAGAUGUCGUUAAGGCCCUGGAGCUCUGUGUGCCCCUUAUGUACAUACAUGAAACAGCACUGAUUCUCACUGAUUCCAAAUUCUGUUCUGGACGAGCUUCCAGUGAAGCAUCAGAAGUGAAACCAGGAUCCAGACUCCUCCUCGAGGUUCACCUCCUGUCAGCCAGUGGAACUCGGCUAGAGGUGAAGCCCAUGGCAGAGCAGCUAAAUAUGAUCAGGCAUGAGCGAGAGAAAGGCAAUCGCUAUUUUCAGACCAAGAAUUAUAAGCUGGCAAUUAUUUGCUACACUUGUGCUUUGUCAAUUAUAGAUGCAAAUGCUAAAGAUGUCCUCGACUAUGAAGAUGAGAAAAGUUUUCUUGAUGAGAAAGUGAAAUGUUACAGUAAUAUUGCAGCUUGCCACCUGAACAUUGGAAACUUAGAGGAUGCAUUUUCCUACUGCGACAUGGUUUUGCAGCAUCAGCCUCAGCAUUGCAAAGCUUUAUUCAGGAAGGGCAAGGUGCUUGAACUGCAAGAGAAGUAUUUCCUCUCUAUCAAAUUUCUUAGAAAAGCUUCACAAGUGGAGCCUGCAAAUCAGGAAAUUGAAAGGGAAAUGAAGCUUGUUUUUGACAAAUGGGCAGAAAAAUCCGAAGGUACCAGCAAUGCUAAAACAAUGAAUACAUGUCCACUGUUCUUGGCUGAAGAUAGUAAGGUUGAUAAAACAAAGAAUCAUUCAGAAACACAGGAAACGCCAGAAGAUUGCCAAGAGAUUUAAAGAGCUGCUGAACCUUUCAGAGGCUGAUUUCGAUUCUCAGAUGUAUUCUGAUUAUACGUUAGGAGAUUCAUCUACAUCCCUUAAAGGUAUUAUCGUGUCCAGAUCGAAAAAACUAGAAGUUCCUAUUAACACCAUGCUUAAAAUAUUUGUGUGAUAUGCCUGUCCACUCCUGUUAUUUAAUUUUGACUUGUCCAAUGCUCCAAUUAAAACAAUGGACAAUGGAACAUCUUACAAAAUGUCCAGUCUGCCCAUUGAUAUGGCCAUUAGCAAUAUCUAGCUCACAAUCCAUGAAGAAGUCAACUAUUAAGCUGUUAUUUAAAUCCACUGACCGGAAUCUACAACUGAAGUUAGUUGCUAGAUGAAACAACAUUCUUUAAUUGACUUGAAUUGAACACCUUCUCAUGUGGCUCACACGUCUUGCUUCUGCACUCAAUAUCUCAUCAAGAGGAAAAAGGAAGAGAAAGGGAGACAAAGAAAGAAGGGGCACAGGCCUGAACAAUAAAUGUUGUAUGCAAUAGAUUUUUAUUUAAUGAAGUGGAAAUGUACCUGUUCCUGGUUGGAGUUUAUCUAUAGCUGUAUGGUUGGUUCACAUAUGUAGUAUUCUGAAUAUAAUUUCUUCACAUCUAUUAAUUGCCAUAUAAUUCCAUGUCAUUUAUUCAGUCAUUCCUAAGUAACUCAGUGCCAGUUGCUUAAUCAUCUAUUCUGUUCCCUGCAAUUUAUUAAGUCAUCUCUGAACUGUGUCAGGUACCCAGUAUUCUCUGUGCAGCACUUAGGCAUACCCACUUAACGGGCUGAUGUUUUUAAAAGUAUUUUCUUUUAAUCCAUGCUCACACCAAAUUCCUAAGGGUCAUUUGGUGUAUGUAUGUCCAACCACGUUUCUAAACAAAGCUGUGAUUUAUUUUAUACAUUAAUUAGGUUCACUGAUCCUGAAGACAGUGUAUGCAUUUUUUAGGUUCACUGAUCCUGAAGACAGUGUAUGCAUUUUACAUCAAAAUAAUGCAGUUCCUUUCUGUAAAGAGCAUGUUCAUGACUGGUGUAAAUAUUUAAAUAUACCACUAUGUUGAAUUUAGUAAAAUAUAUUUGGAAUUCUUCCUA